This is a messenger RNA of Alosa sapidissima (American shad), 3930 nucleotides long. It is a transcript of the gene pik3cb, whose product is annotated as phosphatidylinositol-4,5-bisphosphate 3-kinase, catalytic subunit beta. Gene Ontology annotation, biological process: phosphatidylinositol-3-phosphate biosynthetic process; phosphatidylinositol-mediated signaling; cell migration. Gene Ontology annotation, cellular component: phosphatidylinositol 3-kinase complex; plasma membrane; cytoplasm. The record is from RefSeq and is a predicted model, not a curated record. Bases 612 to 3803 code for a protein of 1063 amino acids. Gene Ontology annotation, molecular function: 1-phosphatidylinositol-3-kinase activity; 1-phosphatidylinositol-4-phosphate 3-kinase activity. NCBI's taxonomy places the organism in Eukaryota, Metazoa, Chordata, Actinopteri, Clupeiformes, Clupeidae. The transcript has 25 exons.
AGCUCUGUCUGUGUCGAGUUCAACUCGGGACCGACCGAGCGCGAGGGUCGCGCUGCCGUUUUCCGCCUUUGCGUGCAGCGUAACGUUUAGCGUAAGUAAGUAGCCUAGAGCUCGGGGCGGAGGGUUCGGAGAGGCUUAGUAUUUCCGGGUGAAAAUCACGGCAUUCUGCGCUCGGGCGUAAAUGGGGAAGCGGCCGGCGAAGAGGGAGGGGGAGCGCGAGGGUGAACAUAGAGGCUAGCGGAGUUGAGUGCGUGCGUUCGCCUCCCGGCAGAGAAAGCAGGAAGCGAACGAGCUCUGCCCACCUGCACCCGCUCCGUCGCGCGUGGCCAUCCGAAAAGACACUCGUGGAAAGACGCGGGGUUGGGCUCGAUCUUCUUGCCCUCUAGUUUAAUUCUUGUCAGUAGUGGCAUCCGCGGUCUCGCGGGGGCAUUAUCGCUGUUUGAGGCGUAAACAACUUUUUUCACAUUUCCGCAUUCAAGAGCUUGCGCCUGACUGGCUCGAGGAGCAACGCAUUUGUCGAGAUGUCCUCCCCUUAACCUCCAGAAUGGAGCCGCUGGGCACAAACUAGAAGAGCAGAGAGCAGGUCCGUAUGGUUGCAAGGCGACGUGCUCAUGCCUCCCGCCAUGACGGACGUGCUGGAUUUGUGGGCGGAGUUGGGCCAGGGAGAGGCGGAGCUUGUGACGGUGGACUUCCUGUUACCCACCGGCCUCUACAUCCAGAUGGAUGUCCCCAGAGAGGCCACCAUCCAACACAUCAAACUGCUGUUAUGGAAGCAGGCUGCGCAGUACCCGCUGUUCCCAGCGUUGGGUCAGAUGGAGGGGUGUGUGUUCGAGUGUGUGUCGUCAGCGGCGGUGCACGAGGAGUUGGACGACGAGAGCCGACGCCUGUGUGAUGUCAGACCCUUCCUGCCUGUCCUCCGGCUCCUGCGCCGCAGUGGCGCCGACAACCAGCGUGUGCUGUCCUCCAAGAUAGGCACGCUCAUAGGCAAAGGCUUACAGGAGUUGGAUUCGCUACCUGACCAGGAAGUGAAGGACUUCCGCCAGAAGAUGCAGCGAAUCAGCGAGGAGAAGCUGUUGCGCAUGCAGAUGAUGUCAUACUGGGAGUGGCUUCAGAGCUGCUUCAGCCCACAGAUGGAUGUGGCGCCUACUGAUGAUGUCAUUGACAAGCUGAUGGAGGGUGGAGUCAAAAUAACCAUACACUAUGACCAGUGUCAGGACACGGCCAGUGUGAGGGUGUGUGUGAAGAGUAAGGUGGAUCAGCUGGUGGACCAGGCCCUCAGGAAAUGGAGCUCCACCCACCAGCAGGAAGGUUGUCAUGACGACUACAUUCUGCGCGUCAGUGGCAAACUGGAGUUCCUGUGUGGAAAACACCCCCUUAUCCAGUACAAGUAUAUUCGUUUGUGUGUGUUGGCGCAGGAGACUCCUCACCUGACCCUCGUGCAUGUGGGCGUGGUCAAGGCCAUGUUCCAGAAGGAGCUGAACGUCAUUAGUGCUGCCCUCGGGCAGAGACCCGCCCACCCACCACUCCCUCUCAAGAAGAGAGCCGCCUCGCAGGUGCAGACAUGUGUGUGGGAUGUCCAGUGUCCUUUCAAGGUCAUCCUCGUACGGGGCAUCAAGGUCAACGCAGAGGAAACGGCAAAGGUGCAGGUGCGUGCGGGUCUGUUCCAUGGGGCGGAGCUGCUGUGUGUUCCGGUGGUCAGCGAGGAGGUGAGUGGCCGAGCGGAACACGCGUGGCGCCACACGCUGGAAUUCGACAUCACCGUGAGCGACCUGCCGCGCAUGACCCGCCUGUGCUUCGCCCUCUACGCCGUCUCACACAAGAAGAAGCAGAAGAGCACCAAGCACACACACAAGUACCAGACCAUCCGCAAGGCCGGCAAGAUGCACUACCCAAUAGCGUGGGUGAACACCAUGGUGUUUGACUACAGAGGUCAUCUGAAGACUGGGGACAUCCUGCUGCAUUGCUGGUCCUCAUUUCCUGAUGAGCUGGAGGAGAUGUUAAAUCCUAUAGGGACGGUGCAGACUAAUCCGUACACAGAGAACGCCACCACCCUCCACAUCCAGAUACCAGAUUACAGUCAGCAGUGUGUACUCUUCCCCCCUUUUGACAAGAUUCUGGAGAAGGCAGCUGAAGUAGCAAAAGGAAGUGACUGCCCACCUAUGACGGGCCGUGGCGGUAAGAAGUUCCAUAUUGAGCUGAAGGAGAUCAUGGAGCGAGAGCCGCUGUCCCAGCUGUGUGAGAACGAGAAGGACCUCAUCUGGACGCUCCGCUACGACUGCCGAGAGAACUUCCCCCAGUCCCUGCCCAAGCUCCUGCUGUCCGUCAAAUGGAACAAGCACGAGGACAUGGCCCAGCUUCAGGCCUUGCUGCAGAUCUGGCCACAGUUGAGUCCUCGGGACGCUUUAGAGCUGCUGGACUUUAACUACCCAGACCAGUACGUCAGAGAGUAUGCCGUCAACUGCCUACAAGACAUGAGUGAUGAUGAGCUGUCCCAGUAUCUGCUGCAGCUGGUGCAGGUGUUGCGCUAUGAGCCCUACUAUGACUGUGCUCUCACGCGCUUCCUGUUGGAGCGCGCUCAGAACAACCGCUUCAUCGGCCACUUCCUCUUCUGGCACCUCAGGUCAGAGAUCCACAUGCCGGCGGUGAGUGUUCAGUUUGCUCUGAUUCUGGAAGCCUAUUGCAGGGGCAGCAUCCCUCAUAUUGAGGUCCUAAAGAAACAGGUGGACGCCCUGAGUAAGCUGAAGGCGGUGAACGCGCUGGUGAAGACGGGGGCAGUGAAGACGAAGGCGCGCAGUAGGGACGGUCACCUGAGGGCGGCCAUGCUCACCUGUCUCCGCCAAAGCGGCUUCGCAGAGGCCCUCGCAGACAUCCACAACCCCCUCAGCCCCAAUGUGCUGCUCGCCUCAGUCAAUGUGGAGAAGUGUAAGUACAUGGACUCUAAAAUGAAGCCCCUGUGGAUUGUCUAUGAUAACAAGCUGCUGGGAGGCGACACCUUGGGCAUUAUCUACAAGAACGGAGAUGACCUCAGACAGGACAUGCUUACACUUCAGAUUCUGAAGCUGAUGGACAUGCUAUGGAAGGAGGCCAACCUCGACCUCAGGAUCCUUCCGUAUGGUUGCCUGGCAACGGGUGACCGUUCCGGCUUGAUAGAAGUGGUGAUGUCAGCAGACACAAUCGCCAACAUCCAGAAGACCUCCAGCAACAUGACGGCCACCGCUGCAUUCAACAAGGACGCGCUGCUCAACUGGCUUAAAGAGAAGAACUCCGGGGAGGCCCUGGAACGUGCAAUAGAGGAGUUCACUCUGUCAUGUGCUGGCUACUGCGUGGCCACCUACGUACUGGGCAUUGGCGAUCGCCAUAGCGACAACAUCAUGGUCCGCAGCACAGGACAGCUGUUCCACAUUGACUUCGGUCACAUCCUGGGCAACUUUAAGUCCAAGUUUGGCAUCAAGCGCGAGCGUGUGCCGUUCAUUCUCACGCACGACUUCAUCCACGUCAUUCAGCAGGGCAAGACCACCAAUACCGAGAAGUUUGGCAGUUUCAGGCAGUACUGCGAGGAAGCCUAUCUGGUGUUGCGGAGGAACGGAAACUUCAUCAUCACUCUGUUUGCACUCAUGCUAACCGCAGGCCUCCCCGAACUGACCUCUGUUAAGGACAUCCAGUACCUGAAGGACUCCCUGGCGCUGGGGAAGACUGAGGAGGACGCUCUGAAGCAGUUCCGCCAGAAGUUUGAUGAGGCGCUGAGAGAGAGUUGGACCACCAAAGUCAACUGGAUGGCACACCACCUUGCACACGCCUCCUAACACACACACACACACACACACACACACCACCUUGCACACGCCUCCUAACACACACACACACACACACACACACACACACACACACACACCACCUUGCACACGCCUCCUAACACACACACACACACAC